Messenger RNA from Protopolystoma xenopodis, 516 nucleotides. The record is from the annotation of a GenBank genome assembly. NCBI's taxonomy places the organism in Eukaryota, Metazoa, Platyhelminthes, Monogenea, Polystomatidea, Polystomatidae.
AUGUUAGCAGACCACUUAUGCCGUAUCAGUCUUCAGUUGCUCUCCAGCUGGCCCGUGCUCAACGCCAAGGCGGUGAGCGAACCGUUUUUCCAGGAGGCCGGUGGUGUGGCUCGCCUCGACCCAACACGAGUCUGGCAACCGCAGCUGAAUCCAGUCGCUACGCGACAUCUCGUUCUACAACAGAGUCAUUUUGAGUUGCGAGCACCACCAGACUCACUGCUACAGGCUGGAGGACAGCUCGGCACUGAAGGCGCAGGUCUGGCUGGACCUGGAGCCGGGGACGGAGGAGAUGGCGGCGUCGGAGGAAUGGGAGUCUUGAAGGGCAUUGGCACUUCCGGUCUGGCUGUUGGUGAGGCUGGUGGUGGCGGCGGUGGCGGUGGCGGUCAGAGCAUGAAGGUCUCUGAGCAGGCUUACGAGAACGAGCUGACUGGAAGGAUGGAGAAGCGCGAUUCGAGGCAGGAGAAGAGCCGAGACAAAGCUGAAAUGGCGCCCUCUUUUGUGCUAACAGAAAGGUGA